Messenger RNA from Synchiropus splendidus (mandarinfish), 1835 nucleotides. RefSeq names its product v-fos FBJ murine osteosarcoma viral oncogene homolog Aa (gene fosaa). Gene Ontology annotation, cellular component: nucleus. The transcript has 4 exons. The record is from RefSeq and is a predicted model, not a curated record. The coding region runs from base 115 to 1152 and encodes 345 amino acids. Gene Ontology annotation, molecular function: RNA polymerase II cis-regulatory region sequence-specific DNA binding; DNA-binding transcription factor activity, RNA polymerase II-specific. Gene Ontology annotation, biological process: regulation of transcription by RNA polymerase II. Lineage: Eukaryota; Metazoa; Chordata; Actinopteri; Syngnathiformes; Callionymidae.
ACCUGGAGGAGAGACCCUCCGCUCUGGACCCUCCCCGCCCCCCUCACCCGCCUCUGAUUGGAGAUUUGUUUCAUCCUGAGAUCAGAUUUGUUUUCCGAGGACCAGACGGCUGACAUGGAUCCAGUCACCUGUCGGACAGACACUCCAGCUGGGACGCCUGAGGAGUCCGGAUCUCCUGCAUCCAAGGGCUCGAGCGCUGAAGAAGCGUUUGUCCCGACAGUCACUGUCAUCUCCUCCACCCCGGACUUGCAGUGGAUGGUGCAGCCUACCAUCAUCACAUCUGUCUCUCCCUCCCUGAGCCGGCAACGCUCCCACAAGGCGGCACCCAAAUCAGGCGGGGGCAAGAGCAAGAAUGCGGCCAGGAAGGCGAAAGCCGAGCAGCUGUCUCCAGAGGAGGAGGAGAAGAAGAGGAUCAGGAGGGAGAGGAAUAAAAUGGCGGCGGCAAAGUGUCGCAACAGACGGAGGGAGCUGACAGAUACGCUGCAAGCCGAGACGGACCAGCUGGAGGAGGAGAAGUCGGCCCUGGAGACAGAGAUCGCCAACCUGAUGAAGGAGAAGGAGCGGCUGGAGUUCAUCCUGGCGUCCCACAAACCUCUGUGCCAGAUGCCCGAGGACAUGGAGAGCAUCUUCCCGGAGCAGGCCUCAUCUCCAGAACUCCCUCCCAGCCCAGACAGGAUUUCAGAGGACAGUGCCCAGGAAGCUCCAUCACUCCAGGACAUGGACAUUCCCAGCGACCCAUCGACCGCCAUUUCUGGGAAUUCCGACAUCUUAUUAUGCGCCAGCGCCGAGGUCAGCAUCAACGACCUGGAGCCGUCUCUGGACCUGAAGGAUGGACUGCUGGACAAUAUGCUGCCCAGCUUGGAGGAGAAGACCCCUCUGGAGACGGCGAGGUCGGUUCCCGACAUAGACCUGAGCAGCUCUCUCGGCGUCUCGGACUGGGAGACCCUGUACAAGUCUGUGUCCGGCGACUUGGAGCCGCUGAGCACCCCGGUGGUGACCUCCACCCCGACGUGCAGCAGCUACCUGUCCGUGUUUACCUUCGCGUGUCCCGAGCUGGACUCACUCGCCGAGACGCUCGACACCCACAAAGGCGGAGGAGCCAAGUCAGAAUCGGUCGACAUUCUCAACUCGCCGACUCUCCUCGCCUUAUAAUGACGAUCUCAGUUCCGUUUGGCGGAAUGCCGCAGUGAAACCCGGAGAAUACUUCUCGGAACCGACUGAUGUAGCUGAAGCAUGACUUCGAUGUCAACUCGCAUGCUGAGAAACAUCAUUGUACAUGACGGCGUUACAGAGCCCUGUGAGGGAAACUCUUGCGUUUGAGGAUGAGACGGUUUUCCCGUCAAGAUGCUAGUGAUGCUAACUGAUAGCAACCAACUUCUCUCUGACGUUAGCUGCUAAACCUGAGCAACACAAGCAAAAACAAUAGCAAAAAGAGGCUGGUGAAUGAAACAAAACAUCUUGAUAUGACUUAUACUCUGUCGUAUUUUCAAAUAUAUAUAUAAAUAUAAACAUAUAUAUAUAUAUCACAUGUUUCCUUGAGACGUAAUGUGAUGUAUGGUUUGGUGUUCUGGUGUCGGUAGCGUAUCGUGUGGUGUCAAUGUCGUAUCUACACUUUCAUCAGUGCCUGCAGUACCUCGACGUCAUCGACCGUGGUUCCAGAUCAUUGUCAUUAUGUCCGAAGUUUUCCAUGAAAACAUCCAGUGCUGUAAACUAUAUGAGAUAAACAUACUGAUCGAGAUGUAACUUAUGAUUUAUUUUUCUACCGUGACGAUUUUGUUAACUUUAUGACGGAGUUGAGCAUCGAAUGCCUAUCUAUGCUGCUAACAUGUUACAAU